GAGAGUGAAGUGAGAGAGAGGAUUUGCCAGGAGUGUAGAAGCUGGAGCACCCCUGGGGACUGAAAAUAAUCUUUCUCAGACUCACCUGGAAGACUCCAAACACUGCACACAAAUCGGAGGAAGAAGGGGGAAUAAAGGAUUACGGCUCGGAAACACUUUUAGACAAGUUCCAGCACCGCAAAACAGGUCAAGCCUGUAAACCAAGCUAUCAAGGCAGUGAGUGUUUGCUGAUAUGACAUCUAGAGGGAAAAGUCGGAAAUACCACUCCCUCCAUGAUGACUUUGAGGACGCCAAUGGGACCAAAGUGGAAUCUGGACCUGAACCAGAAUCAGAGGACCUGGACUGGGACUGCUACAGCACCACACUGGAGCACAGAUUAGCAGCUGAACAAGAGAACGUCCAGGCAUCCGAGCAGCGCUGUGCCGAGCUGGAGAAAGCUCGCCGGGAGCUGGAGCGGCAGCUGUCGGGCCUUUCGGAUCGCUUGGAGGAGGAGGAGGUCUGCUCAGCUCAGCUUGUCCUCCACAGGGACAGGCUGGAAGCUGAGUGUGGCAGCCUCAGAAGAGACCUGGACGAUCUUGAAAGCGCCCUGACUGUGGCCGAACAAGACAAACAGCUGUCAGACAGUGAGGUGAGGAGGCUGACGGAGCAGCUUCUGCAAAGGGACGAAGCCCUGCAGAAGCUCCAGAGGGAGAAAGACCAUUUGGUGGAGCUCAGCCAGCAAGCUAUUGAGGAUCUCCAGAUGGAGGAAGACAAAGUGAACCUGCUGACCAAAGAGAAAACCAAACUGCAGUUGAAAGCUGAAGAUCUGGAGUACCAGCUGGAGAGGCUGCAGCAUGGUGACCCUGAGAAGGCCAGGAGGAGGCAGGAGGCUGACAGCAGAGAGGUUGAGAAGAUGACAAGUGGUUUGGAAGAUCUUAUCAAGAGGUCAGUCUAA
This is a messenger RNA of Cyprinodon variegatus (sheepshead minnow), 934 nucleotides long. RefSeq names its product myosin-6-like. Gene Ontology annotation, cellular component: myosin complex. The transcript has 5 exons. The record is from RefSeq and is a predicted model, not a curated record. NCBI's taxonomy places the organism in Eukaryota, Metazoa, Chordata, Actinopteri, Cyprinodontiformes, Cyprinodontidae. The coding region runs from base 233 to 934 and encodes 233 amino acids.